GAGCAGAGUUGGGGGUAUAUCAAGAGACGCAGUCAUGCCUACAAGCUCUGAAUCAGCUCCAUUACUCGCUGGUCACGGACGAUCGGAUCCCGAACGAGAACCUUCGCGAGUGCCGCAGGGGGAUCGACCUCGAACGGCAAACUCUGAUGCUGCUACUCGACGAUGGGGUCGCGCAGUCAAUGUGGCGAAGGCUUUGACCAAAAGUAAGGUCACCAGAAGAAAAAGGACUGACAGCAGACAGCCAGCAAGUCGGAGUUCUGCCGACGGAUCGACUGAUGUCAGAGUGGUGCUCAACGAUGAUCCAGGAGUCGUAAGUACUCUGCCCGGUGAUUUGCCAGACCCGCACCCCAAGAGAAAGUACAGCUUACUAUACCGAGUGUUGUGCGGCAGAAGCCACUUAUGGCUGGCGCGAUGGGUUAAUAUGGCUCUGGCGAUACUUAUUCUAAUCAAUGCCGUAGCAUUCAUACUGGCAUCGGUGGAGACCUUUGCGGAGAAGUAUGAAGCGCCUCUGGAUGUACUCGAAGGCAUCUCGUCCACGAUCUACCUUAUCGAAUAUUCGCUGCGGGUCUAUACUAUCACAGAGUCGACAUAUUACCGUCCCUAUGGACCCAUAAAAGGACGGCUGUACUACAUAUUCACAUUCAAUGCUCUUAUUGAUCUGAUUGCCUGUCUGCCCUUCUUCAUCGAAGUAUUCACUCUGUACGAGCUUCCCAGUCUGACGUACCUCAGGGCCCUGCGUCUCACUCGCAUCCUAAAAACCGAGCGCUACACGCGUGCCUUCUCCAGCGUCUAUCGGAUAGUAUGGUACAAUGGGGAGAUCUUGGGCCUCUGCCUGUUCCUUUCCAUGAUUCUGAUGCUCUUCACAAGUACGCUCCUGUACUACUUACGUCCCGGUACCGAACCGGCAGCAGCCCUAACGGCAAUGACGAAUCAUGUGUACAGUGCCAUGGGAGGGGAUGUCAAUAAUAGCAUAUCUCAGGCUACCAACGAUGCAGAUCCGAGCGACUUCUCAUCGAUUCCCGCCACAUUUUAUCUGUCUGUACUGAUGUUGACUGGGCAGGGUCAACCGGAAGGAUAUAUGCCGUGGUACACAAAGACCGUUUGCGCGCUGACAGCUAUAUUCUCCGUGGCGAUCUUUGCGAUCCCGGCGUCAAUGCUUACCUGGGGGUUUGAGGCUGAGGCCGAGCGCAUCAUGAGGAAGGCCCGAGACAAGCGCAUAGAAAUAGAGGCUAUCAGGAGCGCUCGGAGAGCUGUGAUCGAAGCAGCCGUUGCCAAUGGCGAGCAACCACCGGAGGCUUUGGCGGAAUUCGAUGCGCAAAGCACUUCCGACUACGACACAUCUACGGGUGACAGUUCAUUUGACAGCGAAUUGAGUGCGACAGACGAAAGCAGUUCGACUGACUCGUGGGAUGAAUACGAGAAAGCUGCGCUGGGAGAUGACGAUGCAGCCGACCCUACACCUGGUCCGUCCACGAUAUCCGCUUUCCCAGCUCCAGUUCCCGAGAGUCCUUUGAUCUUCAGUUCGCCUCGUCGUGCCCCAAAACGCACACAUUCAGGAAAAGACACCCCAGUACUACGCGUGGGUGCUAUGCUGGGUGAGCUCUCACUCGCCGCAUCCGUCGCCACUGCCAAAAGCCCAGCGCCCGGUGCAGAGCGAAGGCUCAGCGUAGGCCCAGGUGACGGCAAGACGACGAAAUUGUUGUGUGAAUGCUGUUGUACCGGUCAGUGUAGAGGAACUACCGAAAUGAAGGAGAUGCACGAGAAACUUGCGGGUAUAGAGCAGCAGUUGGCUUUAUUGUUGGAGAAAGUGAGUGGCAUUGUGUAGUGGUAGUGGUACAUGUCACACCCAUCCGCUGCUUUAGGAAAGUGAUGGAUGGGCUGUUUCUGUAUCGUUGAUGGUAUGUAUAGACACUCGUUUCGCACACCACUGCCACGCAGACGUAUGCCCAGCAUCCGCAGCAGAUUUUACAGGCCUGCUCACAACGCUUCUACCGAGUCCACGUGCUAUUGUUCCGGAGCGGACAGUCAGUGCCUCUGGAUUGCGAGAAACACCAAUCGGACUCAACGGGAAUCAUUGUGGAAGGAUAGAGGUCAUGCUCUCGAUUAGCCGCUCGUUCAUCACGCAGUGACGAGACUACGCCAAUGUAGCGUAUGAGCUAACACCCCCUGCCUGAGUUUGAAUAUAUCGACACAGGGCGUGGGUGACUGUGGGAUACUCAUCUGCGUAUGAUUCCGACCACACUGUCGCUUCACUUUGAACCCCUUGGUAGUACCUUUACUAUAAGUCAGUGCGGAGUGCAGCAGAUUUCAUCACUGAAAUAAUCACUGAAAUAUCUGCCCAUACAAGUCCACGUGGGUUCUUACUGUUGAUGUUUCUACUAUGGACGUUCAAACUGUCAAAACUUAGGAACAAGAAAAACCACGUCAAUAAACUUUCCUCAAAUCUGCAAAAAAAAUAUCUGGCAGAAAAUCG
Molecule: messenger RNA, 2473 nt
Organism: Sphaeroforma arctica JP610
Lineage: Eukaryota; Ichthyosporea; Ichthyophonida
Exons: 12
Coding region: 35-1825 (596 amino acids)
Biological process (GO): potassium ion transmembrane transport
Cellular component (GO): membrane
Molecular function (GO): voltage-gated potassium channel activity
Source: RefSeq, a predicted model, not a curated record